Capsella rubella is the source of this 3634-nucleotide messenger RNA. Its product is annotated as kinesin-like protein KIN-7J. The coding region runs from base 57 to 3596 and encodes 1179 amino acids. The transcript is spliced from 12 exons. The record is from RefSeq and is a predicted model, not a curated record. Gene Ontology annotation, molecular function: microtubule binding; microtubule motor activity; ATP binding. Lineage: Eukaryota; Viridiplantae; Streptophyta; Magnoliopsida; Brassicales; Brassicaceae. Gene Ontology annotation, biological process: microtubule-based movement.
UCAAUUGUUGUUGCAUUUUCCGGUUGGGAUGUAUUGAAGGAAGAGAGGGUUAGAAAAUGGCGAGUGGCGGAAAGGGGGAGAAGAUAUUGGUUUCGGUAAGGGUAAGGCCGCAGAACGAAAAGGAGAAGGCGAGGAAUGAUAUAUGCGAUUGGGAAUGUGUCAAUAACACAACAAUAAUAUGUAACAGUAAUUUGCCUGAGAGAUCUCUCUUCCCUUCAACUUAUACAUUUGAUAAAGUGUUUGGAUUCAAUUCCGCCACGAAACAAGUCUAUGAAGAUGGAGCUAAGGAGGUUGCUCUUUGCGUUCUCGAUGGAAUCAAUUCGAGCAUUUUCGCAUAUGGUCAGACGAGUAGUGGGAAGACAUAUACAAUGAGUGGUAUCACUGAAUUUGCAAUGGAUGACAUUUUUUGUUACAUUGAAAAGCAUACAGAACGUGAAUACACUCUGAAAUUCUCUGCAAUUGAGAUCUACAAUGAAGCUGUGAGGGAUCUCCUAAGUGGGGAUAAUAAUCAACUAAGGCUUCUCGAUGAUCCAGAGAGAGGAACCGUCGUUGAGAAACUUAUUGAGGAGACCAUACAAGACAGAACACAUCUAGAAGAACUUCUUACAGUCUGUGAGACUCAGAGGAAGAUUGGAGAGACCUCCCUGAAUGAAACUAGUUCCAGAUCACAUCAAAUACUCCGGCUGACAAUUGAAAGCACUGGUCGAGAAUAUUCUCCUGAAAACUCCAGCACUCUUGCGGCGUCCGUGUGCUUUGUUGAUCUAGCUGGAAGUGAACGUGCUUCUCAGACUUUAUCUGCUGGUACAAGAUUGAAAGAAGGUUGUCAUAUAAACAGGAGUUUACUUACUCUUGGAACAGUCAUCCGCAAACUAAGUAAAGGUAAAAACGGGCAUGUACCGUAUCGAGACUCAAAGCUUACUCGAAUCCUUCAAAACUCGUUGGGAGGAAAUGCGAGAACAGCUAUCAUAUGCACAAUGAGCCCUGCACGUAGUCAUGUCGAACAGUCGAGAAACACCCUUCUCUUUGCAAUCUGCGCUAAAGAGGUGACGACAAAUGCUCAGGUCAAUCUUGUUGUGUCUGAAAAGGCUUUGGUGAGGCAAUUGCAAAAGGAACUGGCUCGAAUGGAGAACGAGUUGAAGAAUCUAGGAUCUGCUUCUGGAGACUCUGACUUCUAUUCUUUGCUGAAACAGAAAGAGGAAGUGAUUGCAAAAAUGGAGGAACAAAUGAAAGAAUUGAAAUGGCAACGUGAUGUAGCUCAAUCCCAAGUGGAGAAUUUACUUAAAUCAUCAGCUGAAGAGCGGUCUUCUAGGAUGGACGAACAAUCCAUGUUUAGUUCCAUGGAUUUUGAUGCUGAUCUCCGAAGAAGAAGCUAUGAUUUAACAGAUCUUGGAGAACCUAGUAUCAUCAAUAAGUUAACCGAGAGGAAUUUCGACUUUUUGGAAAAUUCUGAAGAAGAUGAUUUCUUGCUUGAUGAUAAUACCCCUCAAUUUUCGAAGCAUACCCUAUACGAUGGCUGGGAGGAGAUGGUCGAAAUAACUGAUGAAAACAUGGACGAUGUGUGCAAAGAAGUUCGAUGCAUUGAACCUGAAGCUGAACAUGGACAACAAGCAGUAGUCAAAAGCCAUGACUCAUUAGACGACAUAGUUGAUAAGAAAGCUAUCUCUGAGGUUCUCUCACCUAGGAAGGAAGAAAUUUUACCAGCUAUGGAAUACAAACAAAGCUAUGAGUCUUCUAUGGGUAAUGAGAAAGCCGAGAAUGAAGACGUGGAGAUUAGCACAUCUGCAGGAAAGGAAGAAAAUUUAUCAGGGUUGGAAUACGAACAAAGAGAUAACUCUUUUACGGGUAAUGAGAAAGCAGAGAAUGAAGAAACUGAGAUUGGAACACCUGCAGAAAAGGAAAACGUUGACUUAUCCUUAAAAACUGUAGAUGUUGAGUUGUCUCUAAACGCUAAGCCUGAGACAUAUGAGCUAACUUUUAAAAAAUCAGAUUUGGAGAUGGAAUCAUCAGUUGAAGCUCAAGAAUCACAGGAAUUUGUGAAAGAAGACGAACAAAGGAAGAAAGAAGAAAGGAAAAUGAGUCCUUCCACAACGCAAGCUGAGCAAUGCUCAAAUAAAGAUGAAAAUACUCAGUCACAACGUCAAUCAAAGGAAGACUGUGAAUUGAAUUCACUCCCUAUGACGAAGCAAUCAGAAGAGACAGUCGAAGUGGAGUUAGCACCCAAUGAUGCUAAGUCAAAUGAGGAUGCGACAUUUGGAGAUAAGUGGGAGAGAAAACUGCAUCAAGACACCGAUAGAGAUUACAACAAAUCAUCAGUCAGCAAAAAUAUUGGGAUAGAUGAUAUUGACAACAACAUUUCUUAUAUGGCUUUGAAAGAAAAAGUUAAGGAGAUGCAGAAGAAGAUUGAAUACCUUAUGAGCAUUCACACAGCAGAACAACAACAUUCACCUUCCUUCAGAAGAGAACAUAAUAGUCCAGAAUGUUUUACUACCAAAAGAAGCCGAAGUUGCAGAGAGAAUCUCUUGAGUGUUAGAUCUCCUCAAUGGUUUGAGAAUUUGGAAGUGAACAAUAAUACAUCACCUGCCUGGGGGAUUAUGGGGUUAAAAGCGUCUCCUGGUAUACCAAUAAGCAAGACUUCCAACACUUCGAGCAUUUCCUUUGACUCAGGGAGUUCAACCUCCAUUGAUGCGCGUAGCCUGAAAGACUAUGAUCCUGAGACAGGAAAUAGCUUCCAUGAAUUUGUAGCAGGGCUUGAAAAAAUGGCACAGCAGCACCACUCAAUCGACUCGACACCAGAGCUAGAUUAUGGGAUUUCAUAUGCCCUUACAAGAACCAAAAGAAUUGAGAUCAGACAGGAAAGCCCUGCAAAAAAUAUUAGAGGAAACGAGAAUGCAUUACCAAAUCCUCAGGAUAUAAAUGAAGAAACCAGAGAUGCCACCAAUAAUCAAUCAGAGAGCGAGAAGGCUGAUGUUUCGGUUGAAGAUGCAAAACCUAAGGAAACAGAUUCCAUAGAGUCUUCCCUAGAGAAACUACAGGCAGCAUCUAUUGGACAACAUUCAACCAAUUCUUCAGACUUUGAGAGACAGCAAAGGCAAAUAAUUGAGCUUUGGGCGAUUUGCAAUGUACCACUGGUACAUAGAACCUACUUCUUCUUGCUCUUCAAAGGUGAUCCUUCCGAUUAUGUUUAUAUGGAAGUCGAACUUAGAAGGUUAUCUUUUCUGAAGCAGACGAUAUCUAAUGACAUGGACGCAUCAAGGAUACAAACAAUGAAGGCACUCACACGUGAGAAGGAAUGGCUUUGCAAACAAAUACCAAAGAAGUUUCCAUUGAGCCAAAGAAUAGAACUUUACCAAAAAUGGGGUGUGGAGGUGAAUUCAAAGCAGAGAAGCAUGCAGGUAGCGCAAAAACUGUGGACCAACACCCAAGACAUGGAACAGAUAAAAGAAAGUGCUUCUCUUGUGGCUAAGCUGCUUGGAUUUGUUGAGCCAAGUCGAAUGCCAAAGGAAAUGUUUGGCCUAAGCUUGUUACCUAGAACCGAAAACGUAAAAUCAUCUGGCUGGAGGUUUACCAAAUCCUUUUCUGGCCUACGCUUGACCUGAUGAUAACCAGAGCACAUUUAUUAUACAUAUAAACCAGU